CACCAUAUAUUGAACAUGAAGAUGGCCUAGUGAUAUGGGACACGAAAACAUACCCAACAACCAAUGACGUUCUUGUGCGUCUUGUAAAAUUUAACAAAACAUGCGUCGACUCGAAAAUGCGUUUCCGUCUUAUUUCCGCCCAAGAUUCUUCGGUAAAUCCAAUCGAAUUCACAUACCCUGGAAUACAAGCUAUCAAUUUCUGUCAUCAUUUGAUUCGGUUGUUCCCGUUAAGCGGACAAUACUUUAUGGUGUCUUUUUUCACGCGAUUUUAUGAUUCAUCUACAUCGCCACCGAGAACUGUGUAUCAAGAGAGUGGGUUGGUGGUUGAUUGGUCUGCUAACGUUAUUACUGAGGUUCGAUUCGGAAAUGUCACAAUGAAUGAUAUUAAAAAUGUUAGGAGUGGAUUCGGUGCAGUGAACAGCAAUGGCUUUAUAUGGUCUAAUUUCUACGAGGGUUUAACUGUGCUUAGCUGGGCACAUUUUACUUUACAUGCAAGCAAAAAUUAUUUUUCGCUGAUUAAAAAUGGAACUGGCAACUUUCCAGUGACUUGGGUUAAACCGAGUGUAGAAGUUUUCCCGACUGCUGAUGAAGGAUCAUGGCACGCAAAAGCAUAUUUUUUAUCCUCAAAAUCAAACGUGUUAACAAUUUCCGAUGUCUACAUCUAUGAUCAACCCGCAACUAAAAUGAUUCCAGUCGACUGCACCUUAAAAAACAAAAACAAAAGCAACGGAUUCGCAUGCGUUCUAGAAAUAACAGGCACAAACAGCAUUUCAUACGAACUUGUAUCAUUCCUACGAAAAAACCAACAACAGCAAACUAGCAGCAAACUAUCACUAAACAUUAACACGGACGAAUUGAACGCGUGCAAGGUGAAACUGCUUUUAACAGGUGACGUUUUUGUCGCAGCGACUUAUAAGAAUAAUUCGAUAUCCGGGUAUAUUUAUAGUGAAGAUGGGACUUUUAAUCGUAUUUGGAAUUAUGAUCAAGCGAGAUCUCAUCCGUUAAUUUCUGGUAUUUUUCCGGAUAAUUCUGCUUAUUUGUUGGUUUCUACUGGAAAUGCGAGUACGCCGGCGACGACUCAGCCCGCUUUUGCUGUGAUCAACAAUUGGACUUUGAUUAGUAUUGAUUUCAAUGGUAUAUCAGGGAAACGUGUUGAAAUAGUCGUCAAUCGAAAAAAAACAACCCCCGAGAAAAACUCACUAACCCCAUUAGAACUCGAAGAAAUAUCAGUAACAUUCAAACAUCUAGUCGCAUUAUCAACUGGCAACCUAUCAAUCUACCAAGUAUUCGACAGUAAUAGCCCAUCAUCCUACCAUAUACUACGACAAAAGUAUCUCGUCAAUGCCUACGCAAAACUUAUAAACGCUAACAACAUCUCAAUCACGAUGCCGGUAAUGGAUAUCGAGAUCGUGAAUAAUUUUGUUUCUUUUAAUUUUUCGUCGUCGAUGGGUGUUUCUGAUUGGGUUGUUAAUACAGGUAACGGUAAUAUCGCCGAUUGCACAAUCCGUCUAACUAUCAAUGGCGCCUUCAUCUCACUUACCAAAAACUUCGAAUCAAUUAUCCCAUUACUCGAUGACUAUCUCUACGCGCCCACCACAUUCAAAUACGAUCCAAACAUCGAACAUAAAAAUAACAAUAAUAGUUGCGCGAAUGUAUCAAGCACGAUCUCGAAUUUAAAUACGCUGCUGAAAAAUAAGCGGAUUAGAACCGCUCCGCAGGGGCUCCUAGUUAAACGUAUCGCGAAAUUUUUUAAUGAUAUAAGCUUCGUCGAUGGUCUGUUUUUGGUUGCUUUCCUUUCCACAUUAACAUACUACAGAAGUCCAAAAGGCUCUUUAUCUCAGUGGAGUACUGCUUCAUCCCUGCUAAGUUCAUAUUCAUCCCUGCUAAGUCCAUAUUCAUCCCUGCUAAGUCCAUAUUCAUCCCUGCUAAGUUCAUAUUCAUCUCUGCUAAGUAAGUUUAAACUAUCAGUCGAAACGUAUGCAACAAAGCUUAAAAACAAGUUUGACGAAGCGUUAGUUCAAACUCAGGAAAAAAUUCAGGAAUUAACUAAAAAAAUAAACAACAGAAAAAUUCAACGUUCUGCUUUAGUUUCUUCACUUCCACAAAGCUCAACUUCAGCUUCAUCUCAGCGGAGUUCUGCUUUAGUUUCACCCCCACAAAUUUCAAAUUUCACUUCAUCCCUGCGAAGUACAUUUUCAUCUCUGCGAAGUACAUCUUCAUCUCUGCGAAGUACAUCUUCAUCUCUGCGAAGUACAUCUAAAGAGUUUGAACUAUCAGUCGAAACAUAUGCAACAAAGCUUAUAAACAAGUUUGACGAAAUGGUAUUUCAAACUCAGGAAAAAAUUCAGGAAUUAAUUAAAACUUCUACAUCGUCAGAAGAAUUAAUUGAAACUUCUGAAACUUCAGAAGAAUUAAUUGAAACUUCUGAACCGGCAGAAGAAUCAAUUGAAGCUUCCACACCGUCACCAAUAUUUACUAAAAAAGUAAACAACAAAAAAAUCCAACGUUCUGCUUUGGUUUCUUCACUUCCACAAAAUCAAACUUCAACUUCAUCUCCGCAGAAUUCUACAUCAGCUUCGCCUCCACAAAAUCCAAUUUCAGCUCCAUCUCCACGAAGUUCUUUUUUACACUUUUUUCCAACUUUAACUUCUCUUCUUCCUUCACAAAGUCAAACUUCUUCACUUCCACAAAAUCAAACUUCAGCUUCAUCUCCGCAGAAUUCUACUUUAGCUUCGCCUUCAUCUCCACUAAGUUCUGAAUUAGUUUCUUUUUUACAAAGUUUUCCUUCACGAAAUCUAACUUCAGUUUCAUCCCCGCGAAGUUCUGCAUUAGCUUCAUCCACACAAAGCCGCCGAACUUCUUUGUUUUCACUAAAUCCAACUUUAACUUCCCCUUCACAAAAGAGUUUUGAUAUGACACAAUUAAUUCAAAUUUCGAUCGAUUGUCAGCAUGAGAACAACAUCUGUCAAGAAUGUAUUGCGAGACAUAUUGAACAUGAGUUGCAAGAUAAAGGAAACAUUGAAAUUAGAUGUCCAGGUGAAAAUUGCAGAAAUGUGAUGACCGAAGAUUAUGUCAAAAAAUUAGCCAGUGAAGCGAUCUUCGAACGAUAUCAGCAAUUGUCACUUGUGUCGGUACUUUCACAAAUAGAAGAUUUCUACUGGUGCUUAAAUCCAAAUUGUCAUUCUGGUCAAAUUCAUUAUGAAGGAGAUGCAGCACCAAUAAUGACGUGUCAAUCCUGCUCAAAAAAAACAUGUGUUAUGCAUUCGCUUCCAAUUCCAGAUGGCUCACUAAUUUGUCCACAAUGCAUCAAUAUAACCGAAACAUUUGAUAAUGAGCAAGUCAUUACGCAAGAACCUAUAGCUCCACGACGCACCGACAGUCUAUCUUCGUUUGAAGAAGUCUUUAAUGAAAUUGAUAUGCAAGAAGAGAUAAGUCAAAUGCAACAACAAGAAGAGGCAAGAAGGCAAGAAGAAAGAAAUAGGCAAGAAGAAGAAAGAAAUAGGCAAGCAGAGAUAAAGAGGCAAGAAGAGAUAAAGAGGCAAGAAGAAGAAAGAAAUAGACAACAAGAGAUAAAGAGGCAAGAAGAUUUGCAGAAAGAAAUAAUUAGACAAAUGGAAGAAAAAUCAAAAGCUUAUAUUGAUUCUAUGACCAAAAAGUGUUCGAAAUGUAAGGCUAAUAUUGAGAAGAAUGAUGGAUGUGAUCAUAUGACGUGUCGCGCACCUAGAUGUGGAUAUGAAUUUUGUUGGCUUUGUUUCGCUGAUUAUGAUGCAAAAUUGCAAAUAUUAUGCUUAGUGAUCCAUCAAGAUUAG
Molecule: messenger RNA, 3809 nt
Organism: Ambispora gerdemannii
Lineage: Eukaryota; Fungi; Glomeromycota; Glomeromycetes; Archaeosporales; Ambisporaceae
Source: the annotation of a GenBank genome assembly